Macrosteles quadrilineatus (aster leafhopper) is the source of this 777-nucleotide messenger RNA. RefSeq lists its product as uncharacterized. The coding region runs from base 11 to 559 and encodes 182 amino acids. The transcript has 5 exons. The record is from RefSeq and is a predicted model, not a curated record. Lineage: Eukaryota; Metazoa; Arthropoda; Insecta; Hemiptera; Cicadellidae.
GUCAACCACUAUGUUCGUCUUCUCCUCCAUCGUCGCCUGCUCGGCGAGCAUCCCUGACAUGGGCCCAUGUGAUGUCCCCAUAUGUACGCAGUACGACUUUGACUUUGAUAUGUUCCACAGAGAGAACGGGGGCUGCUGGCAUGUGGCUUAUGGACCUGACACAAGUUUCAACCGAAACCUCAGUUCUAUGACCAUAAAUAUCGAUCCAAUUGGGAACGGUCAAUAUAGGGAUAUUAUUACGUACUUAACGAAGGACGGAAAGAGUGGUCUGUUGGCGGAAGAGGUUAUAACCAACAAUGGUCACGGGGUUUGCACCGCUACAACAACAGACAAAGAAGUAUACACAAUUAACUUCCUUCAUUAUGACCCAGGAAAAUAUUGCUUUUACUACAUCUGCAGUUCAGAAGGAAAUGACUACAAGAUAGACUACAGAUACGUCUUGGCCCAUAGACUACUGACAGCAGAUGAAAAAUCAGCUGUCUACGCUAUCGACAAAGAGUAUGGCUUUCAAGGCGAACUAAUACCAUUCGGAAUAUCUAACCAGAAAGAUUCCAUUUGAAAACUACAACACGUAGGCCUAUAUCUAAUAAAAAUAUUUUACGAUAGUGUUGUAUAACGUUAUUUUAAAUACUUAAUCGAUUGUUUUCACAAGAAUAUAUUAUAUGGUAAUGUUUUUAUUUUUAAUGCGUGAUUGCUAAUUUCGUCCUAAUUCACUGGGGUAAAUAUGCAACAUGAUGAUCAUUGAAAUUAUAGUAAAUAGGACUUAAAAAAAUAUAG